AUUGGCCUUGCCUUCAACCAGCAAGGGCACUCAUCUGAUAGCAGAAAGGGGAGCUAUGGCGCGUCUAUUGCGAUCCAGUUUGAGAGGAUAUCUCACCACUCAGAUUAGAAUGUCGUCUGAUCAGCUGGGGGAGCUGGGGAAGGGGGCAGGCAAGGGUGGGGGUGCAGGAGGCUCCAUCAGGGAAGCAGGAGGGGCCUUCGGGAAGAAGCAGGCUGCAGAGGAGGAGCGCUAUUUCAGGCAAAAGGAGAAGGAGCAAAUGGCUGCCCUGCGACGCCACCACGAGGAGGAGAUCGACCACCACAAGAAAGAGGUUGAGCGGCUUCAGCGCGAGAUCGACCGCCACAAGGGCAAGAUCAGGAAACUCAAGCACGACGACUAGACGAGCUGGGCACUUAAAACUACUUGCAUAAAUCCCCACAGCACUCCAUGCUCUUCCUGCCCCGUGUCCUCUGUAUACCAAAAUCACUCGUUGCCUGCAUGAGCGCAUCGCUGCCAUGAUCAUGCUUUCUGGUUUUGUCUGUGAGCAGCAGUAGAAUCAUGAAUAAAGUUUACAGAUAAUUUUACACAUCAGUGCAGAUAGUGUCUCUUGUUUUUUGUUGUUAAGUCAUUUGUUUCUCAUACGCAUUAAUCAUUGACGGAAGUAGCCAGUAAUGUGUUUACUUACUGAUGUAUCAGUACAGAGUGCCUUCCACAGCUUUCUGUAAACGGCAGGCUGUCAAACGGAAAUGUAUUUUUGACUGGAGUGUAUGUGCAAUAACUGCUUUUGCAUACUUUUAUCUUCUCCACACUGGCAAUCAAAAUGCAAAUGUUCAAUAUGCCAUUGAAUCCUCCCCCCGUAUUGUUCCAUAUGCCAUCUUAUAAUGCCUCCAUAUUGUAGUCAUUCUGGCUGAAAUAAAUAUGCUCUUAUUGCUUCUGUCAGUUCCACUGAAACUGUAAAGGUAACCAAAACUUCCCACCAAAAAAAAGCUUUGAUGUGACAAUCAGUGCAAAUAAACAUGUUUGACAUGCUGGAAA
Alosa alosa (allis shad) is the source of this 1014-nucleotide messenger RNA. RefSeq names its product ATPase inhibitor B, mitochondrial-like. NCBI's taxonomy places the organism in Eukaryota, Metazoa, Chordata, Actinopteri, Clupeiformes, Clupeidae. Gene Ontology annotation, molecular function: ATPase inhibitor activity. The record is from RefSeq and is a predicted model, not a curated record. Bases 56 to 379 code for a protein of 107 amino acids. Gene Ontology annotation, biological process: negative regulation of ATP-dependent activity. The transcript has 3 exons. Gene Ontology annotation, cellular component: mitochondrion.